AGUCAGUUAGACGACACACGGCUUGAUUCGAGGGAAACAAAUCGAACCCCCCUGAACGCAAUUCGUAUGCAUGCCAACCAUCGUCGCACCGAUCCCCAAAAUCCUGCCUGCCUGCGUGCGUUCGAGCGGCGAGCCCGCGGCGUGGCUCGCGUGCGCCCCGACCGACGGACGCGCCGCUGGGGCGCUGCCACGCCACGUUACAAAACUUUCUUCCAUCCAAAUAAAACGCGCUCCCUCCCUCGCCCACGAACCCAUCUCCCAAGCACCAGACAGAACCGCCGCCCCGAGCCGAGCCGAGCAGAGCAGAGCAGAGCAUGGGCGCACCCACCUCGCCGGCGCCGGCCAGCGCGUCCCCGCCGCGCGACAAGCCGGCGGCCGACGCCUCCCCCACGCCCGCCGACCCGCCGACGCCGCUGACAGGCCUGCUGCGGCUGCGCUGCGGCGUGCAGCACUACGCGUGGGGCCGGCGCGGGGGCGCGUCCCUCGUCGCGCGCCUCUCCGGCGCCGCCGGCCCCGACCCGGACCUCCCGUUCGCCGAGCUCUGGAUGGGCACGCACCCGGCCGCGCCUUCCGCCGUCCUCCCCGCCGGCGAAGAGCCCCUCGGCGCCUGGCUCGCGCGCAACCCCGCCGCCCUCGGCCCCGCCGUCGCCGCGCGCUGGGCCGGCGACCUCCCGUUCCUCUUCAAGGUGCUGUCGGUGGCGAAGCCGCUGUCGAUCCAGGCGCACCCGGACAAGUCGCUGGCGGAGCUGCUGCACGCCAUGCGGCCGGCCACGUACCGGGACGCCAACCACAAGCCGGAGAUGGCCAUCGCCGUCACCGACUUCCGCGCGCUCUUCGGCUUCGCCGGCAUCGAGGAGCUCAAGGAUGUUAUAAGGACUGUACCUGAAGUCGGAGGGCUGAUUGGACAUGAAGACGCUGACAAGCUUAUGACUGUAAAAGAGUAUCAUGGGGGUAAUGAUGUAAAAUCCAGUCUGCAAUCAGCAUUCGCUAAGCUAAUGACAGCAAGUAAAGAAGCAGUUUCCGAAGCAGUUAAUAAAUUGAAGGGUCGCCUGAAUGAUGAGAGCAAGAUUCGGACGUUAACAGAGAAGGAAGAGCUUGUUCUGUCUCUGGAGAGGCAGUAUCCAGAAGAUGUAGGUGUUCUAGCCGCACUUCUUUUCAACUAUGUCAAGCUCAGUCCUGGUGAAGCAAUCUAUAUCGGUGCCAAUGAACCACACGCAUACCUGUCCGGGGAAUGCAUCGAGUGUAUGGCUACUUCAGAUAAUGUCGUUCGCGCUGGUUUGACACCUAAAUACAGAGAUGUGCAGACGCUUUGCUCAAUGCUAACAUACAAGCAGAUCUUCCCUGAAAUACUGAGAGGGGUACCCGUGCAGCCAUACGUACGACGCUACACGCCUCCGACCGACGAGUUUGAGGUCGACUGUUGCUUGCUACCUCCAGGCGAAGUGGCUGUGAUGGCCCCGGUACCAGGUCCAUCCAUCUUCCUUGUCAUGACCGGGGAGGGCGAGGUUCAGAUAGACUGCAUGUCAGACGGCGAGAAGGCGAAGGAAGGUGACGUUUUCUUCGUGCCCGCGCAUACCGAGGUUAAGCUCUCCGCAUGUGGCCAUGCGUCGAUGCAGCUGUACAGAGCCGGGGUGAACGGCAGAGCCUUGUAUGCCGGCAACGCUGCUGCUGCAGGGAAGAGGUCCCAGCUGCAGAACAUAUGCGAAAUGGCGAGUUAGCUGGAGCGCCGAUAAUAUCAUAUACUGUAUAGGCUUAUAAUCGAUGGAAGUGCCGUCGGAUGGACGAGUAAUAAGGUCCUUGUUGUCAAGGCCCCUUGCAUAUAGGUCUUCUGCAUGCUUUGCUCUCUGCUGUUAGAGUACCAGGUACAAAUUAACUGAUGGAGGUUGUAGUGUAUGUUAAGUUCAUGUCGUUCUGUUAAUAAAAAGGUUCCAUUUGUUC
Messenger RNA from Hordeum vulgare subsp. vulgare (domesticated barley), 1938 nucleotides. RefSeq names its product mannose-6-phosphate isomerase 1-like. The record is from RefSeq and is a predicted model, not a curated record. Gene Ontology annotation, biological process: carbohydrate metabolic process; GDP-mannose biosynthetic process. Lineage: Eukaryota; Viridiplantae; Streptophyta; Magnoliopsida; Poales; Poaceae. The coding region runs from base 315 to 1718 and encodes 467 amino acids. Gene Ontology annotation, molecular function: zinc ion binding; mannose-6-phosphate isomerase activity. The transcript has 5 exons. Gene Ontology annotation, cellular component: cytosol.